UGAUGUAAGGGUCGUGUUUUGAGAUGGAGAAACUGCAAAAACCGUCAGACCCGUCAGAUAAUAUUCGGCGAAGAUUUACUAAACAACGGAUGACAACCUCUGAAAAUGAAGUUAAAGAAACCAAAAAAGACACAAAUGAUUCUACCAACAAGAAGAUAAUGACAAAAGAUAGUUUUGGUUAUGGUUCAUACUGGUUAACUCGAAUUCUCAUGUUGCGUUAUAUUGGAUUUAUUUAUUUUGUAGCUUUCCUGGUUGCUCUACACCAGAACAAAGAAUUAAUUGGAAGCAAAGGUUUACUUCCAGCAAGUAAUUUCCUCAACAAAGUUAAGAAAUCAACAGGUGGUAUAAAUUUGGACACAUAUACUUGGAUUCCAAGUCUGAUUUGGAUGAUUGACUUUGAUACAGAUUUGGACUGGUUUCUGGACAUUGUUGCUUAUGUUGGCCUUGUCUUGUCGUCAGUUGUGAUAUUAAAUGGAGGAGCAAAUUGGUUAAUAAUGGUGACAUUAUGGAUAUUGUAUCAUUCCAUUGUCAACAUUGGCAGCACAUGGUAUGGAUUUGGAUGGGAAUCUCAGCUAUUAGAGACAGGAUUUUUGGCCAUUUUUCUAUGUCCUGUUUGGAAUGUGUCAUCAGUGCCUAAACACACACCAACAUCCUGGAUUGUACUGAUGGCAUAUAGAUGGCUUAUAUUCAGGAUAAUGAUUGGAGCAGGUAUGAUAAAGAUUAGGGGAGAUCAAUGUUGGAGGGAUUUAACAUGUAUGAAUUAUCACUAUGAGACCCAGCCAGUGCCGAACCCAAUAAGUUACUUUAUGCACCAGUCUCCAGAAGUUUUCCACAAGUUUGAGACAAUAACAAAUCACUUUGUAGAGUUGAUUGUUCCUUUUCUGCUGUUUUUACCACGCCCAUUACGUAUGGUGGGAGGAGCUAUACAGAUACUGUUUCAGGUUGUCUUGAUUAUAAGUGGUAACUUAAGCUUUCUCAACUGGCUGACGAUAGUACCUAGCUUGGCAUGUUUUGAUGAUGCAAGUUGUGCAUGGUUGUUCAGCAACAGUAGGAAUGCUAUUAAAUGGAAAGUUAGAGAAGUAGAAAAUGAAAUAAAACAUACCAAACAACCACCAAGACUUGGUUGUUAUAUAAGACGAGUAUUUAAUUUGAGUUUAGCUGGUUUAAUAGCAUAUCUGAGCAUACCUGUUGUACAGAAUCUUCUAUCACAGAGGCAGGCUAUGAAUACCUCAUUUGAUCCUCUUAGAUUAGUCAAUACAUAUGGAGCUUUUGGGAGUGUAACAAAAGAAAGAACAGAAGUUAUAUUUGAAGGAACGUAUGACGAUCCUCAUAGUUCUACAGCUAAAUGGGAGGAGUAUGAAUUUAAAUGUAAACCUGGAAAUGUAACAAGGACGCCAUGUCUCAUAUCACCUUACCAUUAUCGUUUGGAUUGGCUAAUGUGGUUUGCAGCAUUUCAGAGCUAUCAGAGAAAUCCAUGGUUAAUUCAUCUUGGUGUCAAACUUCUAGCAAAUGAUGAAGACACUACAUCAUUAAUAGAAAAUAAUCCUUUUGAAGGAAAGUCACCCCCAAGAUUUAUAAGAGCAGAACAUUACAGAUACAUAUUUACCAAAAUUAACAGCAAAGAGGCGAACGCUGGAAAAUGGUGGAAACGAACAAAAGUUGGAAGUUAUCUACCCCCUAUAUCAUUAGAUUCUGUUAAAGAUUUUAUGAAACAAAUGGAUUACACCAUGCCAAGAAUAAGAAAGAUGAGGAAGCAUUAAGAACUGAAAAAAUAAAAAAAAAAUUUGAUAGAGGUUUAUUUCUUUUUACAUUAAAAUUAUUGAGGUCUGAAUGAAUAGACACAUGUUUAUUUAAUGUUAGGUUUAGACUUAAUCUAGGUACAUUUAAAUAUUUGUCACACAUUAUUUUCAUGUUGAUUGAAUUAGUGCUUUUAUUUUUUGUUGUCACAUGUAACUUGCAUUUUUUUUUUACAAAUAACUUGUUUUUUAUUAGUUUAAAGCUUUCUGUUAGAUAUAUGUACAGUGAACCACGUGAUGCAUUUUCAUUUUUUUUUCAAAUGACUAAAUGGAAAUAUGGGUUAUAUUUCAAUAAGAAAACAACACAAUGAUGGAAAAAAAAACCAAACAAAAUAAAUCAAAAGACACCCACAAGACAACAUACAAUUAUUUCCUGUUAAUAUAAUUUUCGUCACAUUUUUAUCAACAAGUUAUUACCAUCUAUGUGAUGGAGUUCACAACUUAUCAGACAAAAGUUAUAGAAUGGAUGAGUAUUUGUAAUUUUCAUGACCUAUAAUUGUAAUUGUUAAAUAGUAAAAUACUUAUAAACACAUAUCUAUUUAUAAAACAACUUUUUCCCUUAUUAUAAAAAUUCAAAAAUCUUUUGAAAUCAUCCUGAGAUAUUAUGGCAUUUUACGUGAUAUAUACAAAGCAUUUUCUUCAUCCUCGCAUUCAAAGUACAAUUCUUGUGAUUUUUUGUUAUUUUUCCUCCAAAAAUUCAAUUCAUUUACAUAAUGGUUCUAUCUCAAUUAAUGAGGGGCCAUGGUGGUUGAGUGGUCUUAGUAGGUCCAUUACUGUAUCACUAGCCUGUCAACACUGAGGUUGUGAGUUCGAAUCUCGCACUUGGUAGGUGCGUUCGACUCAAAUCUUAAUUGACAAGGAUUGUCUGUUUUCCUGACAAAGGUCGGUAGUUCUCUCCAGCUUCCUCCACCAAUAAAAUUAAAAAACGGAAUUACAAAAUAGCCAAUAGUGCUGAAAGUGGCUUUAAUCGCCAAUCAAUCAAUCAAUGAACUCUUUUUUUUUUUUAAAGAAGUAAAAUAUUUUAAUUGAUCUCGGUUCUCCAUUUACUACACAUAGAAUUCAUCAGUAAAUUAUGUAUCAGGAUAAAUAGGGCAGAUCCAUUAACUUGUUGCUAACACAAUAGUUGGGAAAGUCAACAUUGCCUUUUCGCAAAUAUUCAGAUGAUAUUUUUUUUCAAGGGGUUCGAAAGUUUCAGUAGAUUUUAUUGUUAUAACAGUUGAAAUUUGUUAGAUUGAAUCUCAUGCAUUUGAAUAGGUAUAAUUAUAAUACAUGUUAGUAUGAGUACCAGGGAGAAUGGUUUUGAAAUUUUAUUUUAUUUUAAAUUAAGCUUUUUUUGAAAAUUAUUUUGGUGAAGGUCCUUUAUCCAAAGAAAAAAAAUAUUAAAAAAUAUAAAGUCUGAUUUACUCAGAAGUUCACUAUAUAAAGUGGUAAAUUUUAUAAUGUGUUAAAGGAUUUUUGUUUUUUUAGGGGGAGUUUUUUUCACACUGAAUAUGCCAACAUUUCUAUGCAGUACUGUUUUUAUGGUAUAUUGUUUUGACGUUUUUGACAAGUAAGUUGGAAUCUGGGAAAACAGAAUUGUUAAAACUUCUAAAAUUACAUUCCUUGACACAUAUUUAUGUUUUGAAUAAGCAGUUGUAGUAAACUAUUGAUAUGCAAUUAAAAACAGAUAGUGAGCAUUUAUUUGUAAAAUUUGUGUGAACACAGUCCUUCAUAGUUAUUUCUAUUUUAAUGUUAACUCUUCUAAUUCAUAUUGUUCAAGCCUUAAGAUAAUCAACCUUUUGAAUAUUGCAUGAUAUAGACAUAUAUUGUGGAAUUUAUGUUUAAAAAAUGUCUGUUCUUGCAUUCCAACAUGUAAUAGAAUUAAAAUGAUUAAUUUCA
Mytilus californianus (California mussel) is the source of this 3674-nucleotide messenger RNA. RefSeq names its product lipase maturation factor 1-like. NCBI's taxonomy places the organism in Eukaryota, Metazoa, Mollusca, Bivalvia, Mytilida, Mytilidae. Gene Ontology annotation, cellular component: endoplasmic reticulum membrane. The coding region runs from base 24 to 1760 and encodes 578 amino acids. The transcript is spliced from 10 exons. The record is from RefSeq and is a predicted model, not a curated record. Gene Ontology annotation, biological process: protein maturation.